This is a messenger RNA of Trichoderma aggressivum f. europaeum, 954 nucleotides long. RefSeq lists its product as uncharacterized. The transcript has a single exon. The record is from RefSeq and is a predicted model, not a curated record. Gene Ontology annotation, cellular component: nucleus. NCBI's taxonomy places the organism in Eukaryota, Fungi, Ascomycota, Sordariomycetes, Hypocreales, Hypocreaceae. Bases 1 to 954 code for a protein of 317 amino acids.
AUGGCUCCGACCAUUCUGAUUAUCGGUGCUACCGGUAACACCGGCAAAGGCGUUGUCCGUGGCCUUCCCGCGCUACUCAAAUCAAGCAGCACCAAGUACCGCGUCGUUGCUCUCACCCGAUCCUUGAACAACUCAGUGUCCAAGCAACUUGCUGCAGAGGUGGACGGUGUCGAGUGGCUAGAGAAGGAUUGGUCCGAUAUUGACGUUGAAUGGCUCAAGAACCAGGAGGUAGUUCGAGUUUUUAUUGCGCCGCACACCUUGCCUCACCAGUUUGCGGAUGAGUCCAGCCUUUGCCUAGCUCUGCUACAGGCUGGCGUCAAGUAUGCUGUUCGGAUAUCGACCUUUGUGGAAAUUGUUUCUCCCACAAGUCCCACGCCAUAUGGCCGCUCACACUGGGCAAUCGAGAACCUGUUGAGUCAGCCACAGUUCAAAGAGCUGCAGUGGACAUCACUUCAGCCGAAUUUCUUUACCCAGCACUGGCUAGGCCCUGCUAUUGGCUUCAUUGCAGAGUAUAAGCAAACAGGGAAACAGGGAGUGCUCCCUGUGCUUUCGUCGGAAGAUUCUCCUGCGGGAUUGAUUGACCCUGAGGACAUUGGGGCUGUUGCCGCACAUCUUCUGGCUCUCGAUGAUGUGUCACCCCACAAUCAUGGCAAGUAUGUUCUCCACGGUCCUGAGGAUGUUACCGGAAGAGAUAUUGUCAAGACAGUCGAGGACUACAUUGGUGAGAAGGUCGAGAAUGUGACCUACUCCGCAAAAGACACUUAUUUCAACGCCAUCAGGAGUAUGGGUAUUCCUGAUAAGCUGGCUCCUGCUAUGUUUACUGCUGUUGAGGCCCUAUGGGCAGGAAAGUGUUCACGCGACUAUCACCAACCUAGCAAAGAGGUCACAGCACUGGCACCCCCUAAAACUACAACUGCGGAGGCGCUUAAGGCUAUGCUGACAGGAUUUCCAUAG